AUGGCGGCUUCAGACAUCCUCCUCGUGACUUUGUGGAGCGCCGCCGUCUUCACGUCUGCCCUCUGCUGUCCUGAGCUCUGCACCUGCUCCGACAAAUACGGCCGGGACUUUGCCGAAUGCUCCUACAAACAUCUAGCCCAAGUCCCGGAAGGCCUCCCUCCCAAUGUCACCACCGUGAGCCUCACCGUCAACCAGAUCGCCUUCAUCCCGCUGGGCAGCUUCGACAACGUCACCCAGGUCACCUCGCUGUGGAUGGCCCACAACGAGAUCGUGUCCGUCGAGCAAGGCAGCCUUCUGCCUCUGGUCCACCUCCGGAAUCUGGACCUCAGCCACAACAGGCUUGUGGACUUCCCCUGGGAGGACCUGCAGAACCUCACGGCCCUGCAGCUUCUCAAGAUGAACCACAACCAGAUGGAGAGUCUCCCCAGGGACGCCUUCUCCAACCUCAAAGACCUGAGCUCCAUCAGACUCAACAGCAACAGGUUCGUGGCUCUAGCCGAGGGGACCUUCGACGGCCUGGUGUCUCUGACGCACCUUCAGAUCCACAACAAUCCGUUCGGGUGCACCUGCUCCCUGGACUGGCUCAGGGACUGGCUUUUGACAGCCACCAUCUCGGUUUCGGAGCCCCGUUUGAUCACCUGUGCGAGCCCCGAGGAGCUCAAAGGAAAGGCCCUCUCCGCCCUGCCGGAGUCGAAGUGCGCGGGGCCGAACGUCACGGUGCGAUUCGAGCCAGACCUCCGAGGAGAGGCUUUGCAUGAGGACACCAGGCUGGUCUUGACGUGUGAGUUCGAGGGAAACCCGAAGCCGCAGAUCGCGUGGAGCAUUCGCAGCGGCGCUCAGAGACAGGAGCUGGAUUUGUCGUCAGCGGAGGACGGCUCUGCAGACUCCACCGAGGAUCUGCCCACGUCCGUCAAGGCCUUCAAGAACGGAACCCUUCUCAUUCCCACCGUCAGGAGGGAAGACAGCGGAAACUACAGCUGCUCCGCCACCAACGAGUUCGGUACCGCCGAGGACUCGGUGUUUGUGGAGGUGGUGGCGACGCCCAAACCGACCCCCACAGAGCAGACCACCACGGCUUCGGCCUCCCCCAGAACCAAGCCCUUCACACCGCAAAACCCCGAAAAAACUUCCCCUUUCAAAUCAGCGCUUCUCCCUGAUUUAGAGAUAAGCGACACCCCGACCGCGAUGCCCACUUCCCCCCCGACUGCCGACGUCAGUUCCGAGUCUCAGGAGGACGCGGCGAGGUAUCUGCCCCCUCCGAGCAAGUGCGGCCUGACGGCUAACACGAAAAACAUCUCGAGUGAAGCCUUAAACCGGAGCCUGGAGGAGGUCAGGGAGUACACCUUUGACUUUGGCGUCAUCGCGUUGGGGGUGUCGGAAACAGAGGUUUCGGUGCGGCUCAACCCCCUCCUCAUGCCCAGGGGCCGGCGCGAGGAGCCCGACAGCCCCCCCGAGGCCCACUCAAACGGCCUGUACCUGUGCAUGGCGGCCGACAGCAGGCACUCGGCCGUGCAGUGGACCAGGAUCAGGGAGGGCGUGGACACCUACCGGUUCGGCGGCCUGCGGCCCAGCACCAACUACUCGCUGUGCCUGACCUACAGGGGCGAGGACUGCGAGGUCCAGGUGCUGUUCGCCACCCGGAGGAGGGUCCCCAACCUGCUCAUCAUCGUCUCGGUCAGCAUCUGCCUCCUCACGGUGUCCACCGUGCCCCUGCUGGGCGCCACCUGCUUCCACCUGGCGUACAAGUACCGCAGCAAGACCUACAAGCUGAUCCUGAAGGCCAAGGACCAGUACCACAUGGAGAGGAACCUGGCUGCCAACCUGAAGAUGCACGCCCCCCACACCGAGUCCCAGAGGAGGAUCAAUGGCAGCCAGCUGGACGAGGAGGACGGGGAGAGCGUGGAGGAGGGGGGGAAGGAGCCGGACACGGAGGAGAGCGUGGUGACCGAGUCCUACGCCCUGUCCCAGUGCAGGGGGAACUCAGACGACUGUGAGAUGGGCUCAGAGUACAGCGACCGCUUGCCGUUAGGAGCCGAAGCCGUAAAUAUCAUAAGCAACUACAAAUACCCAAAUCAGUAA
Molecule: messenger RNA, 2079 nt
Organism: Menidia menidia (Atlantic silverside)
Lineage: Eukaryota; Metazoa; Chordata; Actinopteri; Atheriniformes; Atherinopsidae
Source: the annotation of a GenBank genome assembly